AUGAGCUCACCAUCAAGUUAUGAACCUUUUGUUCUUGGUUUUGGUUCAACAUCAAGUGGUUAUUCUAAAUCAGGACUUUUAUUGCCUCACUCUAAAAAAAGUAAACAAACACAACUCAUCAAUGAAAGUACACCAACACAAAGUGAUACCUCUUCAACUACUAUAAAAACUAAAACAUCUCAGUUACCUAGUUCUUAUGAAAAACACCAAAAUUAUCAAUCUCAUUCUCAAGAAAAGACAAUAGAAUAUAAUUUUGUUGAUACAAGUUAUCAACCUUUACUUAGUACACAACAAAGAAAUAUAUUACCUGCUCCAAGUAAUUCAUUAAAAACAUCAAAUAGUUUUAGUUCUUCUAUUAGUAGUGAAAAACAACAAACAUACGUUGAAUUGCUAGAAGUUCAAUUAAAGAAAUAUGAAGAAAUUCCAUGGAUUAAAGAACUUAGAAAAGAACACAGAGAAAACGAAUUAACAAAUAUUCUUGAAAGUAUGUAUGAAGAGUAUUGUGGAAUGGUCAAUAAAUGUGCAGUUUUAGAAACAGAAAAUAUUCAAUUAAAAAAUGAAUUAAAAACAAUAAAACAAAUUCAUCAAUUAUUAAGUCAAUAUUCAUUACUUCACAUUCAAAGAUCUAAUACAUUCCUUGAUGAAUUAAAAGAAGAGAUUGAAAGAAAACAUAGUGAGAAUAAAGACUAA
Molecule: messenger RNA, 690 nt
Organism: Entamoeba histolytica HM-1:IMSS
Lineage: Eukaryota; Evosea; Mastigamoebida; Endamoebidae
Exons: 1
Coding region: 1-690 (229 amino acids)
Source: RefSeq, a predicted model, not a curated record